Funneliformis mosseae is the source of this 1434-nucleotide messenger RNA. The record is from the annotation of a GenBank genome assembly. NCBI's taxonomy places the organism in Eukaryota, Fungi, Glomeromycota, Glomeromycetes, Glomerales, Glomeraceae.
AUGGCUGAUAUAAAGUUUUUUUCAAGCUUGGCAAAAAAGAGCUUUUUACGACCACAUACCUCUACAUUACCUGGAAGUGUUAAACCGGUAGAAUCAAAGACAGGAGCUACAAAAUUAGUGAUUGGUGCAAAAUAUUCUUUUGGGCAAAUCGUAUCGAAUAGUUCUGAUGAUUUAAGUUAUUUACAAUCUCGGUCGUCACAAUCGCUAUCUUCGCCUCGUCGCGAACCCUCCCCAAAUCCAUCUGGAAGUACGUUUUCUUCCGAAACAAAUAACGAAUCAGAUGAAGAUGAUUUGUCCAUGGAUAAAUUAAAGAUUCACAAUCACGCUAAAGAAUCUCAAACGAUUAACAAAGAUCAUGAAAAAAUGUCAGAAAUAAAUUCUAAUCGGUCGAUAUUCGUUGAGAAAAGUUCCAUUGGACUCAAGCCUGAUAUCGCUUUAUUAAUUCAAGGCAAUUCAUUAGCAAUUAGUUCGAUUAACUUUUCAAACGUGGUAAUAGGCCGUUUAAAUGAACCACUUGAAAGAUGUCUUAAUAAAUUCAAAGAUGUAUUGCAAAGUGCAAAUAUUGAUUUAGCUGCUCUCAAAAAACAAAGUUGGCUGGGCAUACCAGAUGAGUUGAGAUCUAUAACAUGGCAAUUACUUUUGGAAUAUCUCCCCUGUAAUGCUGAUCGUCAAGUUAAAACAUUGGCGCGAAAAAGGAAAGAAUAUAUUGACCUAGUCUCGCAAACAUAUUCUAAAGGAAUUGCUGGAUUGAAUCAAACGAUUUGGCAUCAAAUUCAUAUUGAUGUGCCUCGAACAAAUCCCGGUAUCGCUCUUUAUCAAUAUGAGACUACUCAGCAGUGUUUGGAACGUAUACUUUAUCUCUGGUCAGUCCGACAUCCUGCUAGUGAAUAUGUUCAGGGAAUCAAUGAUCUUGUCACUCCAUUUUUCCAAGUUUUCCUCUCUUUUUAUAUUGAUGAAAAUCCAGAAAAUUAUGAUACUAGCAACCUCCCAAAAGAUGUUUUGGAUGUGAUUGAGGCAGAUAGUUAUUGGUGUUUAUCUAAAUUACUUGAUGGUAUUCAGGAUAAUUAUACAUUUGCGCAGAGUGCUCAUUUACAAGAGGAAGGUGUAGAAUAUAUUCAAUUUGCCUUCAGAUGGAUGAAUUGUUUGUUAAUGCGCGAAAUGUCAUUAAAGCAUAUAAUUAGAAUGUGGGAUACUUAUCUUGCGGAAGGAUCAGAAGGAUUUUCUGUAUUUCAUUUGUAUGUUUGUGUAGCAUUUCUAAAUAUAUGGUCAGAUAAAUUAAGGUCUAUGGAAUUUCAGGAAAUUAUGAUGUUUUUACAAUCACUGUCUUUACCAACAGCUUAUUGGACAGAACGAGAUAUUAAGGAGUUAUUAGCAGAAGCAUUUAGAUUAAAAAGUUUAUAUCAUGAAGCACCAAAUCAUCUAUCAAGAGUUUAA